This is a messenger RNA of Caenorhabditis bovis, 642 nucleotides long. The record is from the annotation of a GenBank genome assembly. NCBI's taxonomy places the organism in Eukaryota, Metazoa, Nematoda, Chromadorea, Rhabditida, Rhabditidae.
AUGAACAUAUUCCGCAUAUCCGCUGAUAUGUCGCAUUUGAUUGCGGUCAUUAUUCUUCUAGUUAAAAUAUGGAAGAGUAGAUCAUGCUCGGGAAUUUCGCUUCGAUCGCAAAUUCUGUUCGCUGUCGUGUUUUCUGCCAGAUACCUUGAUCUUUUCACCACCUUUAUUUCUGUCUACAACACUAUCAUGAAGGUGACUUUCCUUGCUGGAACCUAUGCGACCGUGUACUUGAUGCUUUUCAAAUUCCGAUCGACCUACAUGCGCGAGUCUGACACUUUCCGAGUUGAACUUCUUGUCAUCCCAGCCGCUGUGCUCGCUCUGUUCAUCAACUACGAAUUCACUCCGUUCGAGAUUCUUUGGGCCUUCUCCAUCUACCUCGAGGCCGUUGCCAUCCUUCCACAGCUUUUCCUUCUCCAAUCCACCGGAUCUGCUGAGGUGAUCACUGCUCAUUAUCUCUUUGCUCUUGGAUCGUAUCGCGGAUUGUACAUUCUUAAUUGGAUCUAUCGCUACUACACUGAGUCAUUUUUCGAUCCGAUCGUUAUUGUUGCUGGAAUCGUUCAAACUGUUCUCUAUGCAGACUUCUUUUACCUUUAUGUCACACGUGUCGUCCAAGUCCGAAAGGCGAUGGAGCUACCAAUCUAA